This is a messenger RNA of Schizosaccharomyces cryophilus OY26, 1105 nucleotides long. RefSeq names its product 19S proteasome regulatory subunit Rpn10. Gene Ontology annotation, molecular function: polyubiquitin modification-dependent protein binding. Gene Ontology annotation, biological process: proteasome-mediated ubiquitin-dependent protein catabolic process. Lineage: Eukaryota; Fungi; Ascomycota; Schizosaccharomycetes; Schizosaccharomycetales; Schizosaccharomycetaceae. Gene Ontology annotation, cellular component: nucleus; proteasome regulatory particle, base subcomplex; cytosol. The transcript is spliced from 4 exons. The coding region runs from base 79 to 828 and encodes 249 amino acids. The record is from RefSeq and is a predicted model, not a curated record.
UUUUGUUAUUAACCAAGCAUAGCUUACUUGUACUUUUCCAAAUUUUUUUAAAGUUAUCUUAAAUAGAAGCUAUUCAAGAUGGUGCUGGAGGCUACUAUGUUAUUAAUUGAUAACUCUGAAUGGAUGAUUAAUGGAGACUAUAUACCCAAUAGAUUUGAAGCUCAAAAAGACAGUGUGCAUUUGAUUUUUAAUCAAAAAAUCAAUGAUAAUCCAGAAACCAUGUGCGGUUUGAUGACGAUGGGUGACAAUAAUCCUCAGGUGUUGAGUACGUUGACAAGAGAUUAUGGUAAAUUUUUGUCAGCAAUGCACGAUUUACCUGUUCGUGGAGACUCAAAGUUCGGAGACGCUAUUCAAAUUGCUCAGCUUGCCCUGAAGCAUCGAGAAAACAAGACUCAAAGGCCUAGAAUUGUUGCGUUCGUUGGAUCUCCUGUCGUUGAAGAUGAAAAGAAUUUAAUACGCUUGGCAAAGAGAAUGAAGAAAAAUAAUAUUGCUAUUGAUAUUGUCCACAUUGGAGAACUUGAAAGCGAAGGCGCAUUGCAGCGUUUUAUUGAAGCUGCAAACUCUAACGAUAAUUGCCAUCUUGUAAGUGUACCCCCUAGCUCUCAACUUCUCUCAGACUUGGUAAAUCAAUCUCCCAUUGGACAAGGAGUUGCGGCUUCUCAAGGCCAAUUCGAAUAUGGUGUUGAUCCUAACCUUGACCCUGAGUUGGCCUUGGCUUUGGAGCUUUCUAUGGCCGAAGAACGGGCUCGUCAAGAAGUUGCUGCUCAAAAACCAGCUGAACCAUCCGAGCCAGCCGAAGAACAAGGCGAUAAAAAAAUGCAAGAGUAAUCUUUCUUUAUUUCCAUGUCUUUAGUUGAAUGCUUAUUAUUACUUAUGACAUAUCCGAAAAUACAAACUGAUUGGUACGGCGAAAUCAAUUUUGUUUAUACGUGAAAAUAAUUUUCAUGUACAAAUUAGAAAAUGUGUUAGAACUUGAUGUUCUUGAAUGAAUACUUGUUUAUGAAAUUUGAUACUUACUACUACUACUUUUCUAAUAUUCUCCUUGAAAAUCACGUACCAUUGAUCCUAAAAUUUCAAAAGGUAUUAUGUAUAUCUAAAUGAUUAC